AUUCCUUCACCCCAAACACUCUCUCUCUCUCUCUCUCUCAAAUUCCAUCAGCAGCAGAUCGAGAUCGAAGACUCUCUCUCCCCCUCUCUCUCUCUCUCUCUCUCUCUCCAUGAAGGCGGAAAAAUUCCGAGAUCGCUAAUUUCUCCGCCAAUCUCAUCAGUAGGGGAAGGUCAUGUACGAAUGACAGCUAGAUCUUACUUACCUGAAUUUCAACGAAUGCAUUGGAUUCUCCAACGAGCGGGUAUGGGAAAGUACAACGGAUGCAGAAAGUCAGGGACAAUUGUUGUGGCUAGGGAUGCGUCCGUGAAUGCUUACCGUUUUGCUCUUCUGCUAUCGCCCGUAGUCUCUGUUUGGGAUUGCAUUGUUCGAAAGAUGAGGUAUUCCCUCAGACCUGAGUUUGUGUAGGGAUCACUGUGAUAGGUUCAUGUUAUUAGUUGUUUUUCCUUUUUAAAUAUUUGGAAAGUAGACAUAGUGAAGAAGUUGAGAUUUGAAUUAAAGGAAAAGGGUAGUUCAGGAUGUUAAAGAAUCUGAGGGAAGAAGCUUGAUUAGAGGCAACAUUUUAUUAGUCCUUAAAAAAAAAAAGUAUUAAGAGCUUGGGAAAUAUAAAAGAAUUUAGGUUUUGGAUUGUUAAGGAAAUUUGUGAUUCUGGAAAUUGAAGAAUUUGCGUGAAGGAGAUUGAUUAGAGAGGUAACCUUAUAUUAGGCCUUUUUCAAAGUAUUCAGAUGCUAGAAUUUUAUAGAAAGUUAAGAUCUUAAUCAUAAACAAAUGGUCAAUUCCGAAAAGUGAAGGAUUUGAGAAAAAAGGGAUCAGUCAGAAAAUUUGGGUUCCAUGGAUAAUAACAUUGGAUGUGUUCAAGCACCACCACUGGCUCCGGUCAUGAGGAAAGAGAAGAAGAAGCAGGCCAAAGAUGAGCUGGAUCGCAUCAAACAGGCUGAAAAGAAGAAGCGGCGCCUUGAGAAAGCACUCGCAACUUCUGCUGCCAUUAUAUCCGAGCUCGAAAAGAAGAAACAGAAGAAGAAAGAAGAACAGCAGCGGCUUGAUGAAGAAGGGGCUGCAAUCGCGGAGGCAGUUGCCCUCCGUGUCCUCCACGAAGACGCAGACGAUUCAUGUGAGAUCAUGUUGAACAAGAAUGAAGCCAGCAAUGCCGGUGUUUUUAUGGGAGGAUGGAAGGCAGGCCGGCCAUAUCAGAGCUUUUCCAAGUAUUCUGUCGAAGGGUUGCAAUGGGUUUCUGAUGCUUAUGGGUCCGAGUGCAAGUGGAACGAUUGGGGGAUCAGCCGGUCGCUGUCUCCGGGGAUGUACUUUGAAGAGAAAGGCCGAGGGGCUGAAAUAUCAGCUGGCCUUAUAGCAGCACAGGCUGUUUCGUCACUUCAGAUUGGGGAAGAUGCACGUGCUGCUGCGUUUACCAAUGAGGGGAUGGCAACGAUUUUCAUGAAUGGAAUGUUGGAUAGUAGUGGUUUGGUAAACAAAGUCAAUCUCCGUAAGAAGGUUUGACCAUACUUCCUAAUAAGAGUUCUUCAUUCGUAGCUAAUAGGACGCUUCCCUGUAAGCCAGGACCAUGUUUUGGUGAUCAAGACUUGUUGAUCUGAUGGGCAUCAUUGUGGAUGGAUUAUGCACCAAUUUCUCCCAGAUUGGAAGAUUCUAGCCACAUGAACUUUGUUGGCCUUUUUCCCACUGAAUGGGGACCAAUGUUGCAUUUAUUUCUUAGCAGUCCUUUUGCAGGCCACAUCAAUUGAAAUGUCAGGAUAGUCCCGUUGGAGUGAUUUUUGGUCCAUGGUGCAUCCACAGUGGAACUGAUCAAAUCAACAGUCUGGAUCUCCGAACCAGAGCUCCCUUUGUAAGGGCCCUGACCAAACAGGGAAGUUCCCUAUUUUUUACGAACGGAGAACUCAACCUCUAAACUUGUAUGUAUAUAGGUAUCGCUGUGUGCGCUUCAUUCGGUGGAGAACUUUCUUCCUUAAUAUUAAGCUUGUUGCCGUGUCGAGUUCUUGGAUGCUUCUGUCCUUAUCGUUUGUUAGAAAAAGCUUGCUACCUUUAUGUAGAUCGAAUCUCAUAAUCCUAUGGGUGAACCAUAUAUUGUAAUGUUACUUUUUAUUGUUAUGAUAAAAUCAUGUCUUCUUGGUGCUUUAUGAA
Messenger RNA from Magnolia sinica, 2130 nucleotides. RefSeq lists its product as uncharacterized. The record is from RefSeq and is a predicted model, not a curated record. NCBI's taxonomy places the organism in Eukaryota, Viridiplantae, Streptophyta, Magnoliopsida, Magnoliales, Magnoliaceae. The coding region runs from base 829 to 1491 and encodes 220 amino acids. The transcript has 2 exons.